Eublepharis macularius is the source of this 2808-nucleotide messenger RNA. RefSeq names its product cell division cycle 6 (gene CDC6). Gene Ontology annotation, cellular component: nucleus. The transcript has 12 exons. Bases 70 to 1755 code for a protein of 561 amino acids. Gene Ontology annotation, molecular function: DNA replication origin binding; ATP hydrolysis activity. The record is from RefSeq and is a predicted model, not a curated record. Gene Ontology annotation, biological process: cell division; mitotic DNA replication checkpoint signaling; DNA replication initiation. NCBI's taxonomy places the organism in Eukaryota, Metazoa, Chordata, Lepidosauria, Squamata, Eublepharidae.
GUGAAGGUUGGAUGUGCGCGUGCGCAGUGAAAGCUGUCUCUGCUUGAAGACUCGGAUCCUGAUUCUAUUAUGCGCAGCACUAGAUCACAGUCCCGAUGCCAAAGCCAGAACACCAUCGACUUUCCGAAACGGAAAUCCAUAAGAACAGCUCAUAAACAGCUGGAGAAUGAGAGAACUUCAAAGCUGGAUCCAACACCACUGUCGGUCUCACCACGUUCCUCCCGGGAGCAGGUCUUGCCUCUUAGCCCUCGCAAGCGCCUAGGAGAUGACAACCUCUGCAAUGUUACCCAAGUGUUGACCUGCUCCCCAACUAAGCAGAGUAAGAAAGAGAACAGCUUCUCGCCUCUCUCCCCCAAGGGACGACGUUUACUCUUCAGUGAACAGUCAGCCACCAAGUCUCCAACUAAGAGUAGCGAUUUAGCCCCCUCUCCCCUCCUCAGGUGCCAGGAGACUCCCAAGACUCCACUGCAAAGACGUCCUAGAAAAGAGUUGGUGUGUAUUCGUCUCUUUAAGCAAGAAGGCACCUGUUACCAACAAGCGAAGACUGUCCUGCACACAGCUGUUCCAGACCAGCUGCAUGCAAGGGAGACGGAGAUGUGCUUCCUGCAUCAGUUCCUCAAGGAGCAUCUCUGUGGAGAGAAGCCCGGAAGCCUUUAUGUCUCUGGAGCCCCCGGCACAGGGAAGACCGCCUGCCUCAGCAGGGUGCUGCUGGACUUGAAGAGGGAGCUGGCAGGGAGCAAAGUCAUUGUCCUGAACUGCAUGGCUCUGAAGAACUCCCAGGCUGUUUUUCUGGCAGUUGCUGAACAGCUGGGCCAGGCAGGAGCAGACAAAAAAGCCCAGACCAACACUAUCAGGAAGCUGGAGAAACGGUUGACGGCAAGAAGCGGCCCCAUGGUUUUGGUUGUGCUGGAUGAGAUGGAUCAGCUGGACAGCAAGGGGCAAGAUGUACUCUACACAGUGUUUGAGUGGCCCUCCCUCCCCAAUUCCCGGCUCGUUCUCAUUGGGAUAGCCAAUGCUCUGGAUCUCACUGAUCGCAUCCUGCCCCGCUUGCAGGCUCGCCCCAAGUGCCGCCCACAGCUGCUGAACUUUCCCCCAUACAACAAAGACCAACUUGCCUCCAUUCUUGAGGAACGCUUGAAACAGGUGUCAGGGGAGCAGGUGCUGGACAGUGCUGCCAUCCAGUUCUGCGCUCGGAAAGUGUCGGCAGUCUCCGGGGAUGCUCGCAAAGCGCUGGACGUCUGCAGGAGGGCUAUUGAAAUUGUGGAAUCCAAUGUGAAGAGCCAAACCAUCCUUAAACCGUUGUCUGACAGCAAAUCAUUUUCAAAAGCAGCUGCAGAUUCUCCAGCGCCCAAACGGGUGGGAGUGAUCCACAUAUCCCAGGUGAUCUCUGAUGUGUAUGGCGACCGGAUGGCAGCUGGUAAUGGCUGUGGAGACGCUGAUUCCUUUCCAUUGCAACAGAAGGUCUUGGUCUGUUCUCUGCUGCUUCUGACUAAGCAACAGAAAGCAAAGGAGGUGACCCUAGGAAAGUUGCAUGAGGCCUACAGCAAAGUUUGCCGGAAGCAGCAAGUGGGAGCUCUUGACCAAUCAGAGUGCCUCUCGCUGUCAUCCCUUUUGGAAUCUAGAGGUGUUCUGGGGCUGAAGAAGGCUAAAGAAGUUCGGCUGACCAAGGUCUUCCUGAAAAUAGAUGAAAAGGAUAUCGAGCAUGCCCUAAAAGACCGCAUCUUGGUUGGAAACAUCUUGGCAGGGGGGCUUUAAAUGGUUGUGUGCCUCUCGCCUUGUGCAGUGACAGCGAAGUGGCCCAACUCCUUCUUGGGUGCUAUUAUCCUUAGAAACAGCCUUUGGUGAAACGCAUCAGCUAGUGAAUGCCUCUGAAUCCUUGGGGCAUGGGGUUUCUUAACAAUAUUGGUGUGUCUUGUUCUAAAGAUGCCCUGUUUUUAUCUUCAAGACAUUUUUCUAAACUUUUUAGAUGUCUGUUUAUUGGCUCUUUUGGUUUGGGGUGGAAUGGAGCCUCCUUCCAUCUCUUAGUGUUCAGGAUGUGGACUUCUGUGCAUCACCAAACAUCACUCUCUUCCCUUGCUUUCCUGAAUGCCAGAAGGAUCUCUCCCCACCCCCUUUGACAUCCUUUUCUUCACUACACCCCUCCCCAUCUGUACGCACACAUUGGAACGGCUUGCGCUGCUUCUGGUGUGUGCAUUGCACAUGUGUCUUUAAACAUCAGAGAUGAAAGAGGACAGCGGGUGUCAGCAAGAGAGCCCGUUCACAGAAACAAAACCCUUAACGUCGCAGGAAGAAAUAAGAAGGCAGCUGCUUCUCUCCCAAGUUCUUUGAAGUUGGACUGUUUCCGUGAAGCAGAUGUCAAUCUUGUUAAAGCUUAGCGUCUCAGGAGCUGGUUGUGGGGGGUGACACGCACAUACCCACAGGCUCUGCACAUCUUAACGUUUAUGAACUAUGGAUGCAGCCACGACAUUGAGGCUAGGUUAGACCUGUGGGGCAAAGAGCUGGUUCUCUGCUGCUUUUUGCAGAGAGUUAGCUGGCUCGGUUUGACAACUUUAGCAUGAAUUUAAUGUUCUCAAUAACAACACACGGCAGAUUUUGGAAUCCAAACCUGCUUUGUGUGCGUGUCUUUGAAUACUUUUUUAGCCGAAUGACCCAAUUAGCACAUGAAUUGGUAGGUGUGUUCCCCCUCCUUUUAUACUGGCCUUCAAUACAACAGAGGAGAAAAUCCCUCCUCCCUGCCCCCAUGCAGCAAAUGUACUUAUAGCCAGAUAUUUUAGCACUGGAAUAUUAAUUUCCUAUUGUUGUUUUUGA